GGCUGGAGCAUGAUCUGUGGUCGAGACGGACGGAGACAGAGGGCUGACUGAGUGGCAGGAUGGGAGAGAUGGGUAAGAGGAGGAAAGGGGGGGGGUGUUAGCCUUCCAGCUAUCAGUACCAGUAGGAGGAGAAGAGAGAGUUUAAAGGGAAAGGGGGAGGAAAAACAUGAGAGUGAAGGAGGUAGAGCAGAGACAGCCUGCCUGCUUGGAUUUGAAGGGGAAGGAAGGAAGGAAGAGAGGCAGCUCGCUUAGAAAGGACGGUGAAUGUUUGCAGUCUGAGAAGGCCGCGGCAACACUGUGACUUAAGUGUCACUGUAAGGACACUAAGGUAAGAUGUCAUGGCGUCCGACCUACCGAAGCUCCAAGUUUCGAAAUGUCUACGGAAAAGUGGGCAACCGGGAACACUGCUUCGACGGUGUCCCCAUUACCAAGAACGUCCAUGACAACCACUUCUGUGCCGUCAACUCCACAUUCCUGGCAGUUGUCACCGAGAGUGCCGGCGGGGGCUCUUUCAUUGUUAUACCUGUUUCCCAGGUUGGCCGCCUGGACUCUCAUUACCCAAAAGUGUGUGGCCACCAAGGCAAUGUACUGGACAUCAAGUGGAAUCCCUUCUUUGAAAACAUCAUAGCAUCCUGCUCUGAGGACACCUCGGUGCGAGUAUGGGAGAUCCCAGAGGGCGGUUUGAGGCGCAACAUGACUGAGGCGGUGCUGGAGCUGUACGGCCACAGCAGACGGGUGGGUGUGAUCGAGUGGCACCCCACCAGCAGCGCCAUCCUCUUCAGCGCUGGCUACGACUACAAGGUCCUGAUCUGGAACUUGGAGAUUGGAGAACCGGUAAAAAUGAUCGACUGCCACACUGACGUCAUUCUCAGCAUGUCCUUCAACACAGACGGCAGCCUGCUGGCCACCAGCUGCAAAGACAAGAAGCUGCGUGUCAUUGAGCCGCGCUCCGGGGCAGUCCUUCAGCAAGCCAGCUGUAAGAACCACCGUGUAAACCGAGUGGUGUUCCUGGGCAACAUGAAGCGGCUGCUCACCACAGGGUUUUCACGCUGGAACACCCGGCAGAUCGCUCUCUGGGAUCAGGAGGAUUUGUCCAUGCCAAUUAUUGAGGAGGACAUAGACGGCCUCUCAGGACUGUUGUUUCCCUUCUAUGAUGCUGACACACACAUGUUGUACCUGGCAGGCAAGGGGGACGGUAACAUCCGCUACUUUGAGAUUACCACUGAGAAGCCGUUCUUACAAUACCUAAUGGAGUUCAGGUCCCCGACUCCACAGAAAGGACUCGGUGUGAUGCCAAAGCACGGGCUGGAUGUGGGAGCUUGCGAGGUGUACCGCUUCUACAAGCUCGUCACCCUGAAGGGUUUGAUCGAGCCUAUCUCGAUGAUUGUGCCUAGAAGGUCAGACACAUACCAAGAGGACCUCUACCCCAUGACAGCAGGAACCGAACCUGCGCUGUCCGCCAGUGAAUGGCUGAGCGGCAUUAACAAAGACCCAGUCUUGAUGUCCCUGAAGGAGGGUUACCAACGGCCAAACCAGUUAGUGUUCAAAGCCCCAGUGAAGGAAAAGAAGAGUGUAUUAGUGAAUGGGAUCGAUCUGCUGGAGAACGUACCGCCCCGGACAGAGAACGAGCUGCUGCGGAUGUUCUUCCGGCAGCAGGAGGAAUUGCGGCGGCUGAAGGAGGAGCUGACCACCAAGGACGUGCGAAUACGCCAGCUGGAGCUGGAGCUCAACAACCUGAAGAACGUUAGCCCCAACAAUGUCUGACCUCUCAGCCUGCUGGACUGGCAAAGCUGCUUCCUUUGCCCCCAAUUCUGACCUCCAACAAGCUUCUGAGCCCUCCUACGCCUCUUUUUUGAUAUUAUCAUAACUUCACCCCAGCUGCUCUGCAUAGUCCACACAACAAUAUGAUAGGUGUUGGAUGAUCUCUUUACUGGCCCAAUUACGGGAAUAUUAUAAGAAUUACAAAUAUGAUAAGUAAUAAAGACAAGGCAGUGUUCAUGGAUUUCCACCUUAAAACUUAAGGUUUGAGAUCCAAUCCAUUUAGGUAUUAUCUGUUUUUACAACGUAUUUUUAUCUAGCACACCUUAAGUGUUACGAUGAGUUAAUGCAUAUUUCCUGCCAGACCUCCUGAGUGUUUGUCUCACUGUGCCUACCCAAUCAUUCACCUCGCAAUACCUUGAUCAACACGCAAAGAAAAAACAACCUUACACUCAUAACUCAUACAACCCCCUAUAAAGACCAAACCACCAUGUUCUGCUAAGGCAAAACUGGAGGAUAAAAAGACACUGGCUCCUAUGUUCGUUCCCCAAAGCCUUACACCCUGCUGCAGACACAGUUUCUGCAACAUCAUCUCAAAAUGGCUGACAUGUGAAGUACUACUGCACUUGACAGAUGAGACGAGCAGACACGGAUCAUGGUAUUCACACAGCUGCUAAUCCCAUAGCUUCUUUACUCACCUUCAGAUGUUGCUGGCUAUAGAUUGACUUAACAACACUGACAUAUAACUACCCAAAAUGCAGUCUUUCUUUCCAAGGAUAGUGGGUAGUUCCCUCACUUUAAGUGUUUUAUUCUUUAUUUAAAUAGUGGGAAUGCAGCAGGGGAGACAUGGAUCCAGAGGGUGACUUGCAUUACUCGAAUAUGGUUUCAAGGGAAGUUUGGCUGGCUGUCAUUGGAUUUUAGGGCUAAUUUUAAGGAUGUUGAGGGGGGGGGGGGGGGUUAACGUACAUGUGCUUCUAUUUAUUUGUCACAACAUGUUUAGCUAAUGACAUGUAUAUGUUUUAAUCCCAUUGUUUUUGUAUGAUGUGGCUGCGCAAUUAAUGAUUGUGAUGCGUGAUAGAUUAUGCUGAAUGUUUCCGAUUGAAAAGGUGCAAGAUUUGUGUGAAACUGUACCUCAUAUGGUAUGAAGUUGACUUUGACUCCCUCAAUUUAACUUCAGAUAAGGUAUGAAAGUAUAAUGGCCUUUUCAUAACAGUACGGAAAACUGUAAUAAUAACCAUCCUUUUACAUUUAAACUAAGUAUAUCAACAUUAGUGAGAUGUGUUUACUUGUAAAUGUGUAAUUUUGCUCUGGAGACUCCAGGUAAUCUGCCUCUCCUUCUCCAUGUGUACCAUCAACAGACUUAAGGUAAAGUGCAGUUUAAAUAUCUUGUCAACAUUUAACAGUUAUUAUAAGGGGAUUAACACAUGAUUGGCUCUAUUAUACAAGGAAGGUUCAAGCAGUUUCAAAAAAGGAUUGUGCUAUAAACUGCCUAUCCAGGCCCAAUCACAUUCAGCCUGGUUUGAAUACUGAUUCUGCUCUUGAUGAAAAAGGAGAAAAAAAAUGAAUCAGCUGCGUGCAUAGCACGAAUAAAAUUUGUACCCAGAGUAAGUAAAAACUAAGUGAAGGUCACAAGUUGUCCCUGAUCACAUCAUAUUGGGGACAUAAACCUCACAGCUUAUGUUAAAACCAUCAAAAUAUUUAUAUAUAAAUCCUUUAAAAAUGUAGAUCUUAAACAGCUACACAUCAAUGGCAUAUGUGGAUGUUUCUUGCAGGAAAAAUAAAAGGCUACAGUGAAAGUAGACAGUGGGGAAAUGAUCUACCAGAGAGCGAGUGGAGAGACAGGUGAAGUUGGGCUGGAGUUGUUAUGUCAGGCCUUUUGGUGAAGGUGUACAGAGGACUAAACGCUACCAGUUAACUGGUCAUUUGUAAAGGUAAGAUAACAGUACGGAAAGGCGUUUAUGCUCAAUAUGAACAACUCUCUUUAUACAGUUGUUGGAUGCCAUUUUGGCUUAGAGAAGUGUUAACAUGGCAGUUCCUCCAUAUUUUUUCGGUCUGCUGAAAAAUGCAUCGUAGAUCAGUUUUCCAUCAUCCUCGAUACCUGUUGACCUAAAACUUGAAUCCUGUAUACACUUUUCCAUUUGACUUGACUGUGAUGAACAAAGACCACAAACUUCAAAACAUGUAUAAAAGGGAUUUAUUGAAGUGAAUGGGAGGGGAAAAAUAAACAAUUUGGCUGAUGACAGUGGAUUUAACAAAUGGUGAAAAAUCACUGAGGUAGGCCAAUUUGACCAGUACGUAUAAUAGUGAAAAGAAAGUCCAAAUACCUGACUGUUUUCCAGAGUUUACACUUUGAAACAAUACAUUUUCAAUGCACAUAAGUUGCGGUUUUAACCUCCAUUUAUAUCUUUUUUUCUUUAUUUAAGUAUUUCUCUACACUACCACCACAAAUUCAAACAUUGCCACCUGUGUGUCACAGAAAAGAAAAUGGAAAAAGCGAUAAUGAGUUCUGAUGUUGAACAUUUCUCUUUAUGGAAAGAUUAUGCAUACAAAGUUAUGUUCAAAUUCAAGAAAUUUCACACUGCGUAUUUUAGAUAAAGCAGCAUACAUAUUUAAUAUCUUAUUACAAUUCAUAGUUUCAACUCAGCCGUCUGUUUAAUGUCUGCCGUCAUCAAAGAGAAUACAAAAAAAUAGAUUUGGUCAUUAUUUACAAGAACACGUAAUUUCCGAACUAUCAAAGCUGAGGGUUUAAGGAGGAGGAGCAGCUUUGACAAGGGCAGACAUUUUUUUCUAUGAUUUAAAAAUAUGCCCUGCGAGUGUCACACUGUGCAUGUAGAGACAGAAGUUUCACACCAGGACAGCAGAGAGUAUUGGCAUACUGGUGACACUACAAAUACAUAACUUACAU
This is a messenger RNA of Etheostoma cragini (Arkansas darter), 4663 nucleotides long. RefSeq names its product coronin, actin binding protein, 2Ba (gene coro2ba). Gene Ontology annotation, molecular function: actin filament binding. The coding region runs from base 334 to 1764 and encodes 476 amino acids. Gene Ontology annotation, biological process: actin filament organization. The record is from RefSeq and is a predicted model, not a curated record. The transcript is spliced from 12 exons. Lineage: Eukaryota; Metazoa; Chordata; Actinopteri; Perciformes; Percidae.